Vespa mandarinia (Asian giant hornet) is the source of this 1500-nucleotide messenger RNA. It is a transcript of the gene Rsf1, whose product is annotated as Repressor splicing factor 1. Gene Ontology annotation, molecular function: RNA binding. The record is from RefSeq and is a predicted model, not a curated record. NCBI's taxonomy places the organism in Eukaryota, Metazoa, Arthropoda, Insecta, Hymenoptera, Vespidae.
GGAGACGCAGAGGCGUCGGAUAUAGUUUCUGUGCACUGUGGACCCCUACUGAUUCGCUUCUAUUGAUUCCGUCGUGUGCAUCAUUCUGCCGCCGUACCUGUAUAUUUCUUGAUACAGUGAUUUAUAUAAUAAUAAAAUCGUCGUUUAAUAUCGUGUUUUAUCAAGAUAAAUUAAGAAGAAAGUGAAAAGGAUAUAAAAUGACUCCGGAGGGCUAUACUCGUGUCUACGUUGGUGGACUCAAUGAGAGCAUCAAAAAAGAAGAUCUACAGAUGGAGUUUGAAAAAUAUGGCAAGCUUAACAAGGUUUGGGUGGCCUUCAAUCCUCCAGGCUUUGCCUUCAUCGAAUUUCUGAAUAUGAAUGAAGCAGAAUUGGCAUGCAAUAGUAUGAAUGGCACAGAAAUAAUGGGUGUCAAGUUAAAAGUGGAAAUUUCACGUGGUAGAGGUCGUGGCGGAGGUAGGGGUGGUAUAGGAUUCAGAGGUGUUCGUGGUACUACUGGUAGGGAUUUCGGUUCUCGGGGUGGUGCUAGUAUGGGUUACAGAGGAGGCAGUACAUAUGGAGAUUAUGGGGGCAGCUAUUAUGCAGGCAGGGGUGGUGGAAGUAGAGGUAGAGGACGCUAUGGAGAAGAUUAUAUGUCCAGUCGUACCGGUGGGUAUGUUACUCGAGAUGGAUAUAUGCAAGAUGCCUACGGUGCUACUAGCGGAGACACUGGCAUGGAAUACUACACUGGCAAGGAUACCAGCACAUCGAGGUACCGAAGCCGCUCUCCGGCUGGCCGUGGCAGUCAUCGUCAUCUACGUGAAUGCACAUAAAAGAACUACGCUGCGUUGCCAAUCUGAACUGCGGGCCAAUCACCCACCCGCCUCGACGACUACAUUUCUAUCCAAUCUACGCAGCGACGUGUAUAUAAACAAGAACGACCACUGCAGUUUAUGCUGCAAAAUAUAUUUGCAUUAUAUGAUCUGAUGUGACAGAUUGUGGUCGUUGCCACUUUUCUUAAUUAACAGUUCAUAAGAUUCUGUAAAAGUUCUAUGCUCGAUAUGAAACGGGGAGAAAGAUAAGACUCUAUCUGUCGGCAUUUAGAGCCUUAACUCAUAAGAGUUAUAAUUAUUUGUGAAUUCCAAUUUAUCUCUUGGCAAAAUAUGCCCAAUUUCUUUAUAUUUUAUAAGGUACAUUUUUUACAUACACCAUGGGUCAUAGAUUAAAUUUGUUUAAUAGUUACAUCCAUGGUACUUAUGCAAGUUUAGAAACAUAUUUGCAUUUUUUCUACUUGCCUGAAGGUAGUGAAGAAUGGAGAUAAAUUAAGCUUGUUAUAGUAACCAUGAAUUUUGUAUAAUUAGAUACCGCGUCUCUGCGUGAAUACAGUCUUUCCAAACUCUCGUUUUCCAGUAUAUUGAUGGUAAUUCUGAGUACAGUCUUCAUAUAUCUAGUUAAAAUCUUGCUUAUGAUCGUGCGUGUAGAAACGUUUUUAUAUAGGUCCAAAAGGGAAAAAAAAAAAAAAAA